AUGACAGUGGAGAGCCAGCAAUUGCGGAAGUACAUAGCAUUGUACAACAGAGAGGUCGAGGAGUUCCACGGUGGGGCGGCCGCAGGCCGCCCACGAGAGUUCCACCCGUCGGACGUGCACGUUAAGAGCACCCACGAGAAAGCGAGCGCCAGGGACCCCAGUGUUGAGGUCAGUCUUGGCGUGGAGUGGGACAGCGAAGAAAAGGAGACGUUCUUCUGGUGUCUUUCACGUUACAGCAUCCACCGCGUGGAGGAGUGGCGCCCGCUGUUGCCCAGGAAGAGCGCCAUGGAGAUCCUGGGCUACUACAAGCUGCUGCGCCGGGCGAGCGCGCGUGCGAGCUCGCGCAGGGCGGGUGACGGAGAAGGCGCGCAGCCCAUUGCGUACGAAAUGAGCAGUGGGUGGGUCGCGCUGGAGACGAAGCUCAGCGAAGCCGCCGGGGAAGCCGCAGGCGAGCCCCCCGCAACCGAGGAAGGAGACGCCGAGGCGGAGUCCGAGGGCGCUCUCAUCGACUACGACAGCUGGCGGCGCAGGUGGGAAGCGAUUUACUCGCACAGCCGCAU
Molecule: messenger RNA, 560 nt
Organism: Saccharomyces eubayanus
Lineage: Eukaryota; Fungi; Ascomycota; Saccharomycetes; Saccharomycetales; Saccharomycetaceae
Gene: RRN5
Product: Rrn5p
Exons: 1
Biological process (GO): nucleolar large rRNA transcription by RNA polymerase I; transcription initiation at RNA polymerase I promoter
Cellular component (GO): RNA polymerase I upstream activating factor complex
Molecular function (GO): rDNA binding; RNA polymerase I general transcription initiation factor activity
Source: RefSeq, a predicted model, not a curated record